AACUGGCCGAUUUACAUUAUUCAUUAAUCUAAACCCCGAUAAAUGUAUAAGCUUGUAUAGGAAGAACACCGAACGAAAUAGCACCCGGUUUGGUUCGGUUUCUAUUUAAUCCACCAAUGUGGCCCAAUCCAUUUUCAGUACAGCACGAAUACUUCGGACGUGUGGAUGAGUUUGUUGAAGGAGUUAAAUCAAAUUGUUUAAAUUAAAGUUUAAAAACAGCUGCAGGAGAAAACCGAUUCUGCCAUGCAAUCGGCACCGGGAAAGGCAAAAUCAAUUUUUGAAUUUACCGUCACCGAUCUGAACGGUAACGAGGUUUCGCUCGAUCGCUACCAGGGAUCAGUCUGCCUGAUCGUGAACUUCUCCACCAAGGAUGCUGCCUUUGAGAAGGUGUUGGGGCUUCUCACGCCGCUGGUCCGAAAGUAUCACACCGAAACCCGAAAAGAUAUGAACGUCCUCUUCUUCCCAUGCUUCCAAUUCGGUGCCAAAGAAACACCGGACGAAAUCGUGAAGCGCUUCGAGUGCAGCACCAGCGGAAUGAUUGGUGAGAUUUUCACCGAGAUUGAGGUGAAUGGCUCAAAAGCCCCCGGACUGUACAAGUAUCUGAAGGCGAAAAAGCCAGGCAACUGUGGAGGAUUUAUCAACAGCAACUUUACCAUCUUUCUUACCGACCGUCAUGGCGUACCGGUGGAACGGUUGAACGCAGGAAUUCAUCCUUACACGCUCGAGGACAUGGUCGAGAAUUUGUUACGCUAAGCUGUACUAUCAUGGUUGCUACAAAUAAAGUUGAGAAAACAACUGGAAGUUGUUUUUACUUUGAAACUUA
Molecule: messenger RNA, 823 nt
Organism: Anopheles funestus (African malaria mosquito)
Lineage: Eukaryota; Metazoa; Arthropoda; Insecta; Diptera; Culicidae
Product: glutathione peroxidase-like
Exons: 4
Coding region: 244-753 (169 amino acids)
Biological process (GO): response to oxidative stress
Molecular function (GO): glutathione peroxidase activity
Source: RefSeq, a predicted model, not a curated record